Drosophila miranda is the source of this 4348-nucleotide messenger RNA. It is a transcript of the gene Gmap, whose product is annotated as thyroid receptor-interacting protein 11. The transcript has 8 exons. Bases 144 to 3998 code for a protein of 1284 amino acids. The record is from RefSeq and is a predicted model, not a curated record. Gene Ontology annotation, cellular component: Golgi apparatus. NCBI's taxonomy places the organism in Eukaryota, Metazoa, Arthropoda, Insecta, Diptera, Drosophilidae. Gene Ontology annotation, biological process: Golgi organization; endoplasmic reticulum to Golgi vesicle-mediated transport. Gene Ontology annotation, molecular function: small GTPase binding.
AAAAUCAGCUGCAAAACAGAGUUUGUGCCACGCAAAAAAAAAGGAAAUAACAAAUUGAUUGUUGAAAGGACGUCCAGGAAUAUUUUUGGCCAGACAGAGAGAGCUACGUUCGCACAAGGUACAGGAGCAAACAGGCAGCAGACAUGUCUUGGCUGAACAACAGCCUCAACUCCAUCAAGGGCCAGCUGACGAAUCUGGCCCAGGAAGUGCUGGCCGACACUGCCGGACCAGGCGACGAGGAUUACCGCGGCGCGGAUACCGAUACAAAGACGGCCUUGGACCUGCUGGCGGAGUCGCAACACCAAAAGGAACAGCUGGACCAGCUCUGUGGGGACAAGGAUCGCGAGAUUGCUGCACUUCGGGGGCAAAUUACAAAACUGAAUAGCCAACAAAUUGGCGACGGAUUCGCCACACCAUCAUCAUCCGCAGCAGGAGCCGCCACAACAGCCGCAGAGCCUCUGAAACAGCCGCAGCGGAAGGCCGCUGAGGACCAGAAUGUGGAGGACAGCUGGGAGUGCUGGGAUGACGGCGCCGAGGGAUCCGAGGGACAGGGAGACGCCACAGCAGCCGGAACAGCCGGGACAGCAAACUCGGGGGCGGGACUCGUAGACAUAGCCCUGGGCAACAGCGAUGUGUCCCGCCUGAACGAUCGCAUCGCGGAGCUGGAGCAGCUCAACGCACAGUUGAACGCCUCGUUGGAGGAGCUGGACGCCCAGCACGAGCUGGCCAUGCGGGAUGUGCUGGGGCGCAAAGAGCAGCUGCAGCUGCAGGUGGGGGAGCUGAGGCAGCGGCAGGCGGACCGCAUGGUCGAGCACGAGAUGGCCAUUGCCCGGCAGCAGAAGCAGCUGGAGGAGCACAGCAGGGCGGAGAGUGCCCUGGCGGCGGCCAAGGAGGAGCUGCAGCAGAAGCUGGAGCAGCAGGCGCUGGAGCUGAAGCAGGGAGUGCUGGAGCUGGCCGGGAUGCAGGAGCUGCUGGAAAAGCGGGGCGCGGACAAUGGCGAGCUGAUCGAUCGCGUUCGCCUGGCCGAGGCGGAGCGGGAGAAGCUGCUCAAGGAGCUGGAUGACCUCAAGCUGGCCAAGGAGAAAAAGACCUCCGAGUCGUCCUCUAACAGCUCCUCCACCUCCACCAAGCACAGUGAGGACGAGUUCAUUGUGGUGCGACAGGCGGAUGCCACCUCCGGCUCCGGCUCUGGCUCCGAUCCAGACCCCGAUCCGGACCCCACGCAACCCCCGUCUAAGGAGAAGCUGCGCGACAAGCUCGUGGCCCUCGAGUCGCGCAUCGCGGAGCUCAGCCUGGCCAACAGCCAGCUGCAGGACGCCCAGCUGGAGAAGGAGCUCUCCUCCAGCCUUCUGGGCGAACAGCUGGCCGAGCUGGAGGCCCGCCUGCGCAUCAGCGAGGGCGAGAAGGAGCAGCUGCAGCUGGAGCUGCAGUUCAAGCUGCAGCAGCUCACCAUGCAGAACCAGGAGCUCAAGCUGAACGCCGAGGCAGAGCAGGAGACCCACACGCACGACUUGGAGCAGCAAAUGGACACCCUGCGCGCCGACAAUCGGCGACUGCGCCAGGAGCUGGACGCCAGCAUAGCCCAGGCCAAGUUCCGGCAGGCCAUUGCCGAGGAGAAGCAGGAGAUCACCGACCUGGACGACGCCGAGGCGGACGACGAGGACGAGCUGGAGAAGCUUCGGUCCCUCCUGCAGGCCCAGAUUGAGGACCGCCUGUCCACGGCAGCGCCGCAGCAGAGCCUGGAGCGGGCCUACCGCGUCCUAAGCGAGCGCUGGCAGCGCCUCGACGCCGCCGAGAAGCGGCUGCUGGAGCUGCAGGACCAGCAGCGGAUCAGCGAACACGAGAAGAAGACCCUGGAGGCAGACAUCUCGCAGUACAUUCUUCAGUGCGAUGAAAUGAUGAAGAAUAACGAGCUCCUGCUCAACGAACUGGACAAGUUCAAGCGCAACAAGCUGGAGACCAUCGAGGAGCACCACGAGGAAACCAUUGUCCAGCUGGAGGGCCAGCUGGAGGAGGCCAGGCGCCACCUUGAGACGGCGCACGAAGCCCAGAAGCGGCUCCAAUUGAAGCUGGAUGCGGAGGCGUCCCAGGCGGAGAAAGGGAAGGAGCAGGAGGACGACCGAGGCCAGAAGGAAGAGGAGCUGAAAGAGUGCCGUACCAGGCUUUCCCAGAAGGAGUCGGAGCUAGAAGAGAUGCAGCGGCAGGUGGAAGAGCUCCACGCUGCCCAGGAGCACCACAAAUCCAAUCUGGCGACGCUCCAGGACCAGAUCCAUGCCAAGGACGCGCAGCUGGAGGAGCAAUGCUUGCAUUUGGAGCAGCUCAAAGAGCAGAUCAAUGGCAAGGACGAGCAGCUGGGAGGGAGAGACUAUGAGCAAAUCUUUGAGCUGGAGAGGCUCACAGAACAGAUCCAGGCCAAGGAAGAGCAGCUGGAGAAGCAGGCCACUGAUCUGGAGCAGCUCACAGAACAGGUCCAGGCCAGGGACGAGCAGCUGAGCAGAUUUCAGCAGAGCGAGGAUAAGUUGAAGCAAAUGGUCCAGCAGACCUACGACAGCCUUAGCCAGGAGAAGAUAGAGCUGAUCCACGCGGUCCAGCAGAAGCACGCGGAGAACACCCAGUACUAUGAGGAGAUCCAGCGCCUGCAGCCUUUCGCCCAGCAGGUCGCCGAGCUGGUCCGCGAGCGCGAGACGCUGCAGGAGCAGGUGAGGAGAGUGCAGGAGCUCAAGGAGAAGUCGGACAUGCGCAUCACGAGUCUGUUGGCGGAGCAGAGCAGCCAGGCCCAGGCGGCCCGGGAGGCCCAGGAGCAGCAGGCAAGCGUCCAACGCGAUCUGGAGCGGCUGCGUGCCCAUCUCCUCGAGGUGGAGGAGCUGCACACCCAGGAGACAGUGGACCUGCAGCGCGAGCUGGACGAGUCGCGCACCAAGCUGACGGUCCUCCAGCAGGAGGUCUCCAAGUCGAGCACCGCGUACACUUCAGCCAGCAUUCGGGCGAACCAACAGGCGGAGACGCUGCAGACCCAGCAUGCCCUGCUCCAGCAGCAGCGGGACGAGCUGCUGGCCAAACUGGGGCAGUGCGAGGAUCGCGAGAUGAAGCAGCAGGCGGCACUGACAAAUCUGCAGUGCGCCCUGGAACAGUUCCAGAACGACAAGGAGCACGACAUUGAGAUGGCCACCCAGCGCAUCCGCCGCGAGAUGCAGGCCCACUUGGACAGGCAGGACCGACUGCAGGCGGAGAUGGAGGCCAUGCAGCAGCAGCUGGCGGAGGCCAAUCGGGGACUGCGGGCGGCGGCGCGCCUCUCCGACCAGCUGGAGGCGGGACAGCAGACGAUCGCCGUGCUUAGGGAUGAAGUGGAGAGCCUGAAGGAGGCGAACGACCAGCUGGAGAUGAGGCUCAACAGCAGCGAGAGCAGCCAGACGGACAAGAUCGACAAGAGCCUGAUCAAGAGCUUGCUGAUCGGCUAUGUGGUGAGCGGCCAUGCUGGGGACAAGCAGCAGGUGUUGCGCCUGAUUGCUUCUGUGCUGGACUUCACCGCCCAGGAGUCGGACAAAGUGGGUCUAAAUAAGCAGCAGAGCAGCUGGCUGGGAGCCAUACUCGGCGGUGGACCAGCGUCGGGGGGCUCAGGCCCGGGCCGCGGCAAUGAGAAUCUGGUGCAGGCAUUCGUGCAGUUCCUCGAGCAGGAGUCGCAGCCACAGACGGCGGCUCAGCUGCGACCGACCCUCCUUGGUAUGACUGGUCAGGUGGACACGGGGCCCCCGCCCCCACAUCCCCAGCCACACCCACACCCACACCCAGCGCAGGCAGCAGCAGGGCAUGCUGCCUCAGCAGUGCCUGCGGGUCAGGACCACGGCUCAGCGCCGCCACUAUCUCUUCCAGCAUCGGGAAUGGGCGCGGGUGCCGGUGCCGGUGCAGGACAGUCAGGACAGCUAACAAUAAGCUCCAAUGAAUUUGCACCCUCACGCAACUCCAGUUCGAUAUUAAAGGAUAUUCUCAGCGACUCCUGAUUCUUGUAGAAAGCCAGACUCCAUGGCCUGCUCUCCGCCCUUGUUUUUGAAUAAUUUUAACAUAUUUUUUUCUAUAUAUUUAAAUUGUAUGCGUGAAAUCUGUAACCCAAGCAUAUACCCAUGUUUAUAUCGGCAUAUAUCUCCGUUCCCCCAACUGUGCAAUGUCUGUGUAUGUGUGGACCAUUAGCAAUUUGUAAAUAUGUAAUAUCCAAUUUGAAUAUGCCUUGGCGGCGGAGGGUAUGCCUGUGCUUGCCUCCCGCCUGCCAUGGACACGCCUUCACAGGGGCCUUGCUAACAAGUAGCCUAGCCGCCAAUCAAUAAACGAAUCAAAAAACAAAAAAUAAACUACA